AGAAAGUCUCGUAAAUGGCCUUAAAAGUUGCCGCUGUGUGUGUGUACUAUACACUAAGUAUACCUUGGUAAAACCUCGUUAUUAUUGAUACAGUAGUAGUUAAUAGAAACGUAGUAUUGCAAAAUGCCUGUUCGUAAAGCCGUUUAUCAAGCAAACCACGGUCAACGGUUAAGGCCAGAAAUUAAGUACUCUCAAAAAUCUGCACCGUGUUUGACCAACAAUGCCAAUACAAUGGAUAAUUGCGGAAGAAAUGAUGACGUUGCUGUUGUUGUCAAACCGCCGAUAUUACCCGAACUCCCUACAAUGAAUAGAUUAGCUUUUGAAGCUUUCUUCUUCGGAUAUCUUCUGCUAGCUUUGUUUGGGCAAUACAUCUAUAUAUACAAGACGGUAUGGUGGUAUCCAAAUACAUUACCACCAAGCACAACAACUUUAAAUUUUCAUUUAAUUGACAGCAACCUUACAACGUUUCUUAUUAUUUUGUUUUCAAGAAGAGUUUUAUGGACAUUACUCUGGGACCAGUUGCGGCCUGGCUUUGACAAUCCUUUAUUGCUAUUGAUGUGGAUUGUAUGUUCAGUUAUUAUCUGGAGUAUAUGGUUUAUGGAACUGGUUAAGAAUCUUUAUGUACUGUAUGGUUUGGGCAUGGGCCUGAAACUUUUGUUCCUAUGUUAUCCCGUGGCAUUAUGGUUUCCUUUAUGUGGGUUUGCAAAAGGAAACAAACUUAGCCAAUUUAUUUCUUUGUUUCAAAAACCCAAGCCUCGAAGCAAGACUUAUAAUUUGCCAAACUGUUCAAAUAAAUUUCAAUACCAGCCUGAUUGUACUUUUUGGGCCAAAGAUGCUUUUAACGGGCUUGAUACAAUACCUGACCCCGAGCAAAUACGUGAACGUGUUGUUUUUUUACGAAAGGAUUUUAACUUUAAAAUGACGGAAAUUGUUUUCUUUUCUAUGAUUUGUGCUUACUAUGUUGGUUUGGUGCCUAUGUUCUUCACCAAAUCUAAUUAUUCAUAUGACGUAGUGUGGUCGCUUCAACACACUGCAUCAGUUUUGAUUAAUUCAUUUUCCAUGUUGACGUACUAUUUGUUGCCACCAUCAUACCUCGAGCGCAUGCAUAGGUGUGCAAGCUUAUUGGGUGGUUACAAACUUGUUGAUCAAAUAGAUUUGGAGAAAGAAUACAAAGAUGAUGUCGUCCCAUAUAAAUGGAACCCAGCAAGUGCAUACCCUCGUGGUAUCGUGAUCAAAUUUGAAAACAAACUUUUUAUGUCCAUUGGAAAUUACAACACAGCAGUGCCUGUUGAAUCCUCGCAUUGUAGAUUCUUCUUCAUGUUUGACCACCCGUUACGAAUGCUCAAUUGGCUCCUUGGUUUCCAUUUUACUGCUGCUAUGUUUCAAAUCCAUUUAUUGCUUUGGUCGAGCAAAUGGGACCAGUUAAUUGUGCCUGCGUUGUUACAGUUUUUCAGUUACUAUGUUUUAUUUACAACUCUGCGUGACAGAAUUGUUCUCGGCAAAAUUUACAAUUUACAUCAACAGUUGAAAUGAAAUAUUGAUAUUUUUUAUUUGUAUGAUGACAUAUCAACCUUUACUGCUUUUAUGUGAACCGCUUGUAUUGCUGCUGUAUUUAUACAAUAUUAAGUAUAUAUAUACUUAAAAUAAAGAUGAUAGAUUGUACUAGAAAACUUAUUAUAUUACCGCAGUAUAUCUUGUUGUUGUGUAUUUUUAUGAUAAAUAUUAUGAUCCUUGUUGUUGGUUUAAGGAAA
This is a messenger RNA of Ciona intestinalis (vase tunicate), 1751 nucleotides long. RefSeq names its product transmembrane protein 39A-B. The record is from RefSeq and is a predicted model, not a curated record. Lineage: Eukaryota; Metazoa; Chordata; Ascidiacea; Phlebobranchia; Cionidae. Gene Ontology annotation, cellular component: membrane.